GAGUGCAAGAGGAGCAGGGAAUUACACAUAAAAACAGCAGAACCAGAACACCCUCCCCUGGACACACCCUGCUGAGGAUCACUGCUUCUCUUUUUUCUGAACCAUCGCCCACGCCACUCGGAGAGAACACUCUCCCUCAUCAUCAUCCAGUAGAAAACCCCUUUCUCCUCAUUUUCAUCCUAUAGAGGACACCUACAAUCUCAGUGGGCUGAGAUUCCCUGGCAAAGAUUGUAUUUUUUUCCUUUUUUUCUUUUUUUUCUUUUCAUUUGGACUCCUGGCAGAAGGGCCAUAUAAUACACAAAAAGGCCAAAGAACACAUUAAGACUCAGCAUCCAGCUUCAAGACCAGUGGAAGGAAGGACCUAGAAUUCUUUCAUUGUACGUCAAGAAUGGUUACUCAGAUAAUCAGCACCAUGGAAACCCAGGUGUCCAACGGUCCAAGCGGAACCAGUCUGCCCAACGGUCCAGUCAUUAGCACCAAUGGCUCCACAGACGACAGCAAAACCAACCUGAUCGUCAACUAUCUGCCUCAGAACAUGACCCAGGAAGAGUUCAAAAGUUUGUUUGGCAGCAUUGGAGAGAUCGAGUCCUGCAAGCUGGUCAGAGACAAGAUAACAGGGGGUCUUUCUUUGUCUCCAGGUCAGAGUUUGGGAUAUGGUUUCGUAAACUAUGUGGAUCCAAACGAUGCAGAUAAGGCCAUCAACACACUGAAUGGUCUCAAGCUGCAGACUAAAACAAUCAAGGUGUCAUAUGCCCGGCCAAGCUCGGCUUCCAUCCGUGAUGCCAACCUUUACGUGAGUGGACUCCCCAAAACCAUGAACCAGAAGGACAUGGAGCAGCUGUUCUCCCAAUACGGUCGCAUCAUCACAUCCCGUAUCCUAGUGGACCAAGUCACAGCAGGCAUAUCACGAGGAGUGGGCUUCAUCCGGUUUGAUAAGCGCAAUGAGGCAGAGGAGGCCAUCAAAGGUCUGAACGGACAGAAGCCUUUGGGGGCCGCGGAGCCCAUCACUGUCAAGUUUGCCAACAACCCCAGCCAGAAGACAGGCCAGGCCUUACUGACUCAGCUGUACCAGACCGCUGCCCGCCGCUACACAGGGCCGCUGCACCACCAGACUCAGCGUUUCAGCAUGAUCCCUUCACUUGGAAAGGGACCAGAUCCAAAUAACAGCUCAAAACCAAUACUCGACAAUUUACUAAACGCCAGCUACGGAGUCAAGAGCUCUCCUACUCUCUUCCCCAGAUUCUCCCCCAUCACCAUUGACAGCAUGACCAGCCUUGCGGGCGUCAACCUUACCGGUCCAACUGGAGCCGGCUGGUGCAUCUUUGUGUACAACCUGUCCCCAGAGGCGGACGAGAGCGUCCUGUGGCAGCUCUUUGGGCCAUUCGGCGCAGUCACCAAUGUCAAGGUCAUCCGUGACUUCACCACCAACAAAUGUAAGGGCUUUGGCUUCGUCACCAUGACCAACUACGAUGAAGCUGCCAUGGCUAUCGCUAGCCUUAAUGGCUACCGCCUUGGCGACCGCGUGCUGCAGGUUUCCUUCAAGACCAGCAAGCAGCACAAGGCCUGAGAGAGAGGCUGCGGGCACCAAGCUCCUUCGACCUGCAGGGAGCCCCCUGAGCUCCCUGUGACAUCACUCUACAUGGGCCUGGACUGAGUCUCUCUCUGACACAUUCACACACAAAUCCAUAAUAUAUUAUCACAAACACAGACAUGCAGAUACAGGCAUACACGCACAGACAUAACCAAACAUAUCCAUACGCGCAAGCAUACACAAGUCAGAGUAUCAAACAAACACACUAGUGGAGUUUUUCUUUUCUCUUUACACAACAUGCUAGUCCUUCCCUAUAUUUGCCUGGAUUGAAUUAGAAGGGGUACGUAGCUGGUUUGUUGGGUAGGAGCAAGAGCUAUCUAUUUAGGAGACAGUCUAACGAAUGUGACAGAGAAUGUGUACUGAGUGCUUUGAUUGAAUUCAGGCAAAUAAUGACAACUGAUGAACAAAACGAUCAAAAAUUUAAAAUGAACAAAUAUGUGCAAUUUACCCAAACUCUUACCCCACCAUCUCUCCUAUUAUCUUGCUGGAGAGGAUGUAGUCACUUUUUUUACACUUGGGCAUUUUGAAUCAGCGAUUUUUUUAGAUCAAAGAAAAUGAAAUUAAAAAACAGUGUUCUCUUAUAUACGUCUAUUAAAAAUAUAACUAUAUAUUCAAUAUUUAAGGUGGUUAUAAUAGCCGAGUAUGUAAGCAUUUUCUAGAAACGUUGACUACUGUUUCCUGACCUGCAUUAGGUGGUGCCUAGCGUAAAGGCAGUUCCUCUACCAUAUGUGAGCUGAUUAGCUCAGACCCAAUAAGAUUUAGGCUAACCAAUGAAAACUGGUCACAGAAAAGAGUAGUCCGAAAGCCAUCAGAAUGCCUCUUUCCCUCACAGUCUCACACCAAACAACAUUAAUAGUACACUUCUGUAUCACUGAAACACAGUUCAAUAACUAGAAGAUAUAUUAAGUAAAACAUAGCAAACGUUCCUGGAUUGAUCUUCUAAUCUAUCCUUAGGAUGGGUUCAACACAAGCAGACUGUCUGUGAACUUAGAGCAGAGUGGCAGUGCUCCCAUGGUGACAGUGUUCAUUAGUAAAUCUCUAGUGGGCGAGAGUGCGACGAGUACAAGGGGAAAACCGUCUCAUCAUAACACAGCCACGUCAGAGGAAUAUACCGGUGUUUUUUCACUUUUUGCAAAGAAAUGUAUUACACCUCAGCACAUUAACGACAGGCCUUUUUACUCUGGAUGGAAUUGUCAGCCAUGAUUUGGUGCGAUAUCCCUUUAACACAAAGGCCAUCUUUCGUCACGAGAACAAAGCAAACAAGACAUCCAAAUUAUAAUGUUCUUGCUUUGAUUAUGAAAGUUACAGCAAGACAGGACUUCAAGGCUUUAGAUUAAUAACUAUAAAUGGAGGCAGGAAUUUGAUAGUUUGAAUGGGAUUAAGACCCAAGAAGCAGCUACAAGUAACUCAGAAGAAAAUGUCAAACAAUACACCCCAUUGACUGAACAAUGGUCUAUGCUACUCUGCAGAGAUAUAACACACAUGAGCAAAAACUCAAGAGCACCGGUAUUAUUCUUCAGUCUAGUGCACAGAUAGAAGCUCCCAGGAUAAAUUAGGUCAAAUUGUUACCAUUCAGUUGAGCACAUCUACAGAACCAACAUGCAUAGAGCAGAUUAGUAGGACUGCAGUUCCAACUGACUGAAUAUUUAAAACUGACUUAGAGUCUCGUGUGUGAGCGAUAAUAUAUGGCAAUGUUAAAAUGAUCACUGAUCCUUGGAGGAAAAAGAUUAAUAGUUCCUCUAGCUUUGCCAAAUGCUCCUCAGUUUUAUUUAAAACCGCUAAAUUCUCUUAAAAGCUUCCAAGAAACUUUGUACUCCUGCCCUCUUAAAAGAUGACUGUACAACAUCAAGCCUGCAAAUAAGUGUCAUAAUAAUACAUCUGUUUACAACGGAAAGGUAUUUAUUUAUCUGCUUUAGAUCUAUUUGGCACUUUCACAAAAAUAGCAUUACUCAAAAUAUCCCCAACCCAAUUGCAUGAAAAUUAUUUAUGGCACCCUUGAUGAAACAUUAAGGCCAACCUGUCUAGAUGAAACGUCUGUUACAGACCAGACUUACGAUUUACCGUGGGGAGAGCGAAUGUCUUUCAAUAUCAAGACAUCUGCACAUGAUAAUAGAUUAAAUAAGGUCAACUAUAUUCAAGACAUUUUUGCUUUUGCUUUUCUAAAUGACGCUGUGUUAGCCAAAGAGGACGAUCUCUUUGAAAGGAUUACAUUAGAGAUAAAUCUAUUUUUAUACAUACAAAGGAACAAGACCUUGUGCUGAAUUUUUACAGAUUCUUAAGCUUGGAAAAAUUGGGACAUCGCAUGGCUUUAUUUUAAACCCUCUGAUCUUUGCAGAGCAAGGGGGAAUAAGCAUGCGGUGUAUGGGUGGGGAUUUAGGGAAGGGGCGAAGGAGCAUCGUAUCUCAUACAAACUUAACCGUUCAAGCAUAUCACAACAAUUGAAAUUAACUAACAAAAGUAAAUUAGAUGUAAAAAAAGCUAAAUUCAACACUUGAGUAUGUAACCUGACAGACACAUCUAUACUUCUGAGUGCUUAUACACACUCCUCUCUUGUCCUGAAGUUGUGUACAGUGUUGCUUCCACCAUGGUGCAGUGAAGUGAAGUUCUUUGACUUGAGAAUCCCAGACAAAGCUGCAGUGAGACCGGCUCAUCGCUCAGCUGAACAACCGAAUAGCUGCUUGCAAAUGAAAAAGGUAAAAUGCAGAUUCAAACAGUGAUACAGAUUCAUAUGAACACUGAGCAUGGCUCUUUAUGAUUAGAUAGAUUUGAUUUUUGCCAAAGAAUUGCUUUGCAAGUCAGUACCAAGAAGGAUAAAUUAAGACUAACUAUAUUAUUCCCUGAGUAAUUGCUGUACAAAUCUAUGUUAUUUAUUGAAUAAGGACCCUCUACAAUUUCCGUUAUCAUUACUUUUAAAUAUCUAAGUUGCACAUAUCAGUUUGCAUUAGUAAAUCCUAUAACCACUAAACCAAAUGCUAAAAUGAAACAGUCGCAAGCAAUCCCAUUUGCACAAAUUGUAUGCACACACACCGAAUGAUAGAAAAAAAACAUAUCAAAAUAUAAAUUACGAUGAAUCAGUUCGCCUCUAGACAAAGUACAAAUUUGAUGCAUUCUUAUAAUGUUUUCCCCCCCAUACUUUAUAUCAUCUGCUUUGUUUUGUGACUAAUUGAAUCCUUUAAAACCGUUAACUUUGCACCACUUACUCUGGCAUCUUUCGAUCUGUUUCCCCCCCCCGAAAUACUCUAAAUGAUUGUCGCUGACGUUUCCGGAGAUGACCACAAAAAUGGCUAAUCUAGCCACUUUGGGUCGAGCAAAUUGGAAGAAAUAUAGGACUGAGCACUUGGUCAGACCAGUGAUAGACGUUAGGAAAAACCUAGAUAACAGGCCACGUUGAACUGCAGCUGGAGUUGUUUACCCAGCCAUGUCCGAUGUAGUACAGUCAACCCACAAACCAAACCCACAGCCCCAAACGACCUUUCAUACACAGUCGAUACCAAGACCUACACCUGAUGUACAGUAGAGAGCCAAGGACCAUGGCAGGAAACAGUACUACACUGCUUGAGCAACAACAAUAUUCAUUUAAAAAGACAAAAAAACUUUCCUAUGGAACAGUAAGUGCAAUGUGCUUUGUUUUUAUAUUGACUGAGAUCAAAUGAUAUAUAUUUUUAAAAAAAGAAAUUAAACGUCACACUGAAAAGGUUUGCGGAAUAGUAAAAGUUCAGACAAAAACAUUAAAAUGAACGGACUCAUUAAGAAAAUAAAACAAGCAAUGAGAGGUCUGAUCUGUACAUUUCCAUAAUCACUUCCUUAGCCCCUAAUUUGUGCUCUGACCAUGAAAGCUCAAAGAAACUGCAUAUUUGGCUGACUCAAUAGAGCAAUUCAAUGACCUUGAAAGGAAUACUGUCUAAUAUAUCAUCAGUUUUUAGCCCAUGUCAAUUUCAAAUAUCAUUUCUUUCCUGUAACUUAUUGAUUUCAUUUACAUAUCAAGACUCACUUGUUGAAUUAGCGUAUUUGUGUUGUUGAUGUUGCCAUAUAGAACACACAUGGGUCAAAGAUUAUGUUUGGUUGCAUUGAUUGGGUACAGUUUGUUAUUUUUCUUCAUUAUUUAAUUAGUUGCAGUUUUACAGUGUAUGCCGAGUUUAGACUUAGUUAGAUUUUUUUAUUUCAAUCAAACUGUGUUCAAUUGUGUUUGUAAAAGUCUGUGGUAGCUUUUGUUGCAACAUAAAAUAAUUUAAACAGAAAAAAUUCAAAAUAGCGCCAACAAACUUGUAUUAUUUGGGCGACUUUAAGCUUGUAGUUUUAACUUAUUGUUAACUUAAAAACUAUUUAUUAUGAUUAUUAUUAUUAUUAUUGCCUCGUAUAAAGUAUGUUUUGUGUAUAUUUAUGGUUUAUUUCAUUAUAUUUGCAAGUUUAAAAGAUUUUAAGUUUGCCAAAAUUGUGGUUACACCAUUACGUUUCUUAAAAAGGGGGACAAAUAGAAAAACAGCUUUAGAAGUACGAUUUGGAAACGUUCUCCAUAGUCAAAGAAUGCACUGCUAUAUUUAACUAAUUGAAGUGUAUAAACAUACAUGCUGUGUGCUAGAUGUUAUGCCUUUACUGCCUGUGUUCUGUUUGUCUUGUUAAAUGAAAAUCUUUUAAUUAUUUAAUCUAAUCACAGUCUUGUUUUUUCAACCACUCUAUGAACCCCCGAGACAUGGGACAGUCCCUGUAGCGAGGUUUUGGAACAUUUGAUGGUCCAAAAACUAGCCAGGAACAAAAGGGAUGUCUUAGGUUUGAUAGCUCACAAGAUGCUUUCCUGUUUAUGCUGAUGGGUUGAUAAAAAAAAAAGAUAUUAAGGGUUUGUUUCUGUAACAGCAUUGUAAUACUGAGAUCAUCUGAAUUGAAACUAAGAUGUUCUUUAGCCCCGAGAUGCAUUUAAAAAACCCAGCAAAGACCUUCGGCAACAAUAUUACAGAGCUCAGAAAAGCUGCAGGAAGGUUUUCUUGGGUGUCUCUAGGGGAGUAAAGGGGUGAGUGGUCCUUCUGUUUCUCAACCAACUGUAUUUUGUGUCUAUUUAUUUAGAAGAGGGGACGCAGUAACUUAGUGAUGUUUUUCUUACAUUUUCCUGGAAUGGUAGAACAAAUCAAAAGGUGAAAAUGAUCAAAACAGUUCAAAAUCUCAUACUUCCAAACAUGACCAAAUGAACAAUGUCAAAAUUUAACAAAGAAAAAAAAAAUAAACCUUUCAGUUUAGUCUAGGAUAUUUAUUACUGGGAUUUCAGCUGAAGACGCUUGAAGACUUUUUCAUGGAAUUGUUUAAUUAUUUGUACUUUACAUGCCAGAAAAAAAUAAAAUAAAAGUUACAAAUAUUGA
Molecule: messenger RNA, 6939 nt
Organism: Trematomus bernacchii (emerald rockcod)
Lineage: Eukaryota; Metazoa; Chordata; Actinopteri; Perciformes; Nototheniidae
Gene: elavl3
Product: ELAV like neuron-specific RNA binding protein 3
Exons: 8
Coding region: 389-1567 (392 amino acids)
Cellular component (GO): ribonucleoprotein complex
Molecular function (GO): RNA binding
Source: RefSeq, a predicted model, not a curated record